CUUAAUAAUACUUGUUCAAACUUCAAGGCUUCAAAAGAAAAGUUUUCUCCGGAGUCCAGAAAAUAAAUUAAAAACAUCAUAUUCAAAGUUCAAUCAAACCGCGUUCAUAAAUAAAUUCAAAGGGUCCCUGUUUCCCCCAUCUCCCCUCUUCUUCACGGCCCAGCGAAAAAAUGCCCGUUUAAAUUUCAACUCUUUUUUUUCCUGAUAAUUAUUAAAUCAGAAACUCACCCCAAAUCUUGAUUUGAACCCAUUGAAGCAGCUUGGAGAUCCAUCUUUUUAAUCCUUCUGUUCUUCUGAUACGGUUCAUUCAAGUUUGUGAUUUCAAACUCAUAAGAAACCAAAACUUUGAAAGUUCAAAUGGCCACUCAGGCAAGUUCAGCUCCAAACGGUUCUGCAACUCACAGUAAUGGCAGCAAUACAAACGUGAACGGAGUGCUUACUCAUGGUGGCCGUUAUGUUCGGUACAAUGUUUUUGGUAUCUUAUUCGAGGUCUCCUCCAAAUAUGUUCCUCCCAUUCGCCCUAUCGGCCGGGGUGCUUAUGGCCUUGUUUGGUAAUAAUAUAUUAAGCUUGAUUUAUCAAUACUUUGCUGUUUGGGACUUUGAUUUGAUCUGAAAGUCACUGCUUGUUUGCUGAUAGAUUGGAUUCUUUCAUUUGGGUUCUUUUGUUUUGUUUUUUUUUCCUGUUUAAUUUAUUUAAUUGUUUUUUGUUUUUGUAGUUCUGCUAUCAAUGUAGAAACCCGUGAAGAGGUUGCUAUUAAGAAAAUUGGGAAUGCAUUUGACAAUCGAAUUGAUGCUAAAAGAACUUUGAGAGAGAUUAAGCUCCUGCGCCACAUGGAUCAUGAAAAUGUAGUGGCAAUCAAGGACAUUAUUCGACCUCCAAACCGAGACCAUUUCAAUGAUGUGUACAUUGUCUACGAAUUGAUGGAUACUGACCUUCACCAGAUUAUUCGGUCUGAUCAAGAAUUAAAUGAUGAUCACUGCCAGUAUUUUUUGUACCAGCUGUUGCGAGGAUUGAAGUAUGUACACUCGGCUAAUGUGUUGCAUCGUGACCUCAAGCCCAGCAAUUUGUUUCUGAAUGCAAAUUGUGACCUUAAAAUUGGAGACUUUGGAUUGGCAAGGACAACUUCUGAAACUGAUUUCAUGACAGAAUAUGUAGUCACUAGAUGGUAUCGGGCUCCUGAGUUGCUACUCAAUUGUUCAGAAUACACUGCUGCAAUUGAUAUUUGGUCUGUCGGUUGUAUUUUUGGGGAAAUAAUGACACGAGAACCUUUAUUUCCUGGAAGAGAUUAUGUUCAGCAGCUCAAGCUGAUUACUGAGCUCUUAGGUACUCCUGACGAUGCGAGCCUCAGAUUCCUGCAAAGCGAUAAUGCACGGCGUUAUGUCAGACAGCUUCCUCAGUACCCUAAACAACAACUAAGUGGCAGAUUUCCCAACAUGUCGCCUAUGGCUAUUGAUUUAUUGGAUAAGAUGCUAGUGUUUGAUCCCAGCAAACGAAUAACGGUUGAUGAGGCACUAUCUCACCCAUUCUUGAAAUCUCUUCAUGAUAUCAAUGACGAACCAGUUUGCCCUAGACCUUUCCAUUUUGAUUUUGAGCAGCCAUCAAUAACUGAGGACAACAUUAAGGAGCUCAUUUGGAAGGAAUCAGUAAAAUUUAACCCUGAUCCUUCUAGCUAG
Molecule: messenger RNA, 1674 nt
Organism: Oldenlandia corymbosa var. corymbosa
Lineage: Eukaryota; Viridiplantae; Streptophyta; Magnoliopsida; Gentianales; Rubiaceae
Source: the annotation of a GenBank genome assembly